AAGUCUAGCUACCCUCGACCCGUCUUUGAAAUAGAAAAGAAGUCUAGCUACCCUCGACCCGUCUUUAAAAGGGAAAAGAAGUCUAGCUACCCUCGACCCGUCUUUGAAAUGGAAAAGAAGUCUAGCUACCCUCGACCCAUCUUUGAAAUGGAAAAGAAGUCUAGCUACCCUCGACCCGUCUUUGAAAUGGAAAAGAAGUCUAGCUACCCUCGACCCGUCUUUGAAAUGGAAAAGAAGUCUAGCUACCCUCGACCCGUCUUUAAAAUGGAAAAGAAGUCUAGCUACCCUCGACCCGUCUUUAAAAUGGAAAAGAAGUCUAGCCACCCUCGACUCGUCUUUAAAAUGGAAAAGAAGUCUAAUUACCCUCGACCCGUCUUUAAAAGGGAAAAGAAGUCUAGCUACCUUCGACCCGUCUUUGAAAUGGAAAAGAAGUCUAGCUACCCUCGACCCGUCUUUGAAAUGGAAAAGAAGUCUAGCUACCCUCGACCC
This is a messenger RNA of Candidula unifasciata, 489 nucleotides long. NCBI's taxonomy places the organism in Eukaryota, Metazoa, Mollusca, Gastropoda, Stylommatophora, Geomitridae. The record is from the annotation of a GenBank genome assembly.